Messenger RNA from Haemonchus placei, 216 nucleotides. The record is from the annotation of a GenBank genome assembly. Lineage: Eukaryota; Metazoa; Nematoda; Chromadorea; Rhabditida; Trichostrongylidae.
AUGUUUUUCUUUUGUUAGAUACUUCAGGUUCUGGCUGGUGAUUACAACAGUUACAAAUAUCUUGUUGAAAGUAUCCGGAAAUUUCCUAGCCAAGAGGAAUUCGCUGCAAUGAUACGGGAUGCUGGUUUUGAGAUGGUGCGUUACGAGAAUCUAACGUUCGGUGUGUGUUCUAUCCACAAAGGAAGGAAACCAAGGAAGGCGGUAGGGGAAUCAUAG